AUGCCUUCCACCGCCUCCGCCUCCGCCUCCGCCUCCGCCGCCGACUCGCAGCCUCCCGACUCGUCGCAAUCCGUCUCGCACAGCGCGUCCCUCAACGGCACCAACAGUGAAGGCGCCGUCCAGCCGGCCAAUGCUGCCGUCAGCACCAAUGGAACCGACAGCGCGCCCGGCGACAGCGACGCGAUACGUGACAGCAAGCAAAAAGCCAAGGCCGUCAUGGCAGCCUCGGGCGUAAACCUCACAGGCGCACAAGCUGCCAUGCCAUCUCCAGACUCGACCGAGCCCAUCAACGGCGCGUCGCCCAGUCGCAAACGGUCGCGUUCAGGCACGCGCAAGCCGUCCCACAGCCCGACCCAGGACGAACUGCCGCGCCCGAUCGCCUCGCAGAAGCAUCUUCUUGACCGCUACAUUGCACGCGACCUCUUGGACAGCGUCAACAAGUACGAGCGCAACAAGCACUCGGAACGAGUCUACAGCGAAUUGAACGACUUGCGCCACUUUUAUCGCGACGAGGUCUAUCCUGUGCGCCGACUGACACCUGGCGCAAUCUUUGGCUAUGGAUACGCCGGAUAUGGCAACGGCGUGACCGACGUUCCUCCCCCUCGAGACCCUCGCGCGCCCUCGCAAACUCACCUGCUGUACCCGGAGAGCGCCAAGCGCGCAGGUCGACGUCUUGCGCCACAGUUGAAAGUGGAUAGAGAGAAAGGAUCGCAGCAAGCAGAGCAGAUUGAAGAGCUGGUACCGGUACGACUGGAUAUCGAGUUGGAUCGCCUGAAGCUCCGAGAUACAUUCACCUGGAACUUGCAUGACCGCGUCACGAACCCCCUCCUCUUUGCGCAGACACUCGUCGAGGACUUUCAGAUACCACCAGAGCUACGGCAGACUGUCAUCCAGCAGGUGGAUCGCGAGAUCAACGAACAGCUGCAGGACUACUACCCACACGCCUUCUUCGAUGAUGACCCGCUGGAUCCCUCGUUGCCCUAUUCCGCCUACAAGAACGAUGAGAUGCGGAUAUUGAUCAAGUUGAACAUCACCAUUGGUCAACAUACGCUUGUGGAUCAAUUCGAGUGGGAACUUAACAACCCUUUGAACCAGGCAGAGGAUUUUGCAAGACAAAUGGCAGCCGAUCUUUCACUGUCCGGAGAAUUCACCACGGCCAUUGCGCACUCAAUUCGAGAGCAAUGCCAGAUGUUCUCAAAGAGCUUGUACAUCACAGGCCAUCCAUUCGACGGACGGCCUGUGGAGGACACCGACAUACAGGACAACUUCCUGACAUCGCCUCUGCCGUCUGUAUUCCGACCCAUGCAGUCAACCAAAGACUACCAACCGUACCUCUACGAGCUCAGUAAUGCCGACCUGGAACGAGCCGAGUUGUCGAUUAUGCGUGAGCAAAGGCGACAGAAGCGCUCCGUCAACCGACGUGGAGGACCCGCGUUGCCAGAUCUCAAGGAUCGUCAACGGACCGUUCGUACGCUGGUAGUGUCUUCUGUGCUCCCCGGAGCAGCGGAGACCGUGGAAGAGAGCCAGCUGUUCAAGGCAACGCGCAAGGUAAAGGAAGGUCGCCGUCGGGCUGGUGAGGGAAGCUCAGAUGAAUCGGACAGUGAUGAUUCUGUGAUGGAGUCACCCGCACCAGCAACGAUGACUGGCGGUACAGCUCGAACACGUGGUAUGCGGGGUGCUGCUACGGCCGCACAAGCUGCCAUGAGAUCCGCAAUUGGGCGAUCAGCAACUCCGGAGAUCUCUGCGCUUCAGAAUCAUCACGAGACCAGGACCGCAAGACAGAUGCGAUACGAAGCGCGCGAUGAGAGCGUUUCGGAAGCCAACACUUUUAUCGUAAAGCUUCGCAUAUCACCAGCGAAGCUUAGGGAGUGGCAGAGAAACCCAAAGGCAUUCUCCAAGACUGCAUCAACGCCGAUGAUGGCACCUGCACAGACACCAUCUCGAAGUACACCCACCGCAAACUCGAUGCCUCCCCCACCCUCACCGGCCAUGCCUCCUCGGUCUACCCCUGCGGCUGAAGCUUCCCCACGGCCAACUUCGACACCUACCCCGACUCCUCAAGCCCCGAAGCAGUGGCAGUACAAAUACAAUGGCUCUGUAGAGGCAACAUGGCCGAGCCCUCCCACAUCCCAGCAUCCUCCACCGGCACCCUGGGUCCAGCAAGCGUUAGCAGAGUUGCAGGAGAGACAUCCAGAACAUUUGUUCGAGCCAACUAUGCGCUACGUUGUCAUGAAUGAGGCCUAUGUCAACCCUGAGACGAAAAAGACGGAAUCCAAGGCCGUCAAACAGGACAACCUGGAUGAUUCGGCACCACUUCCACCAAACCACAAAGCGUAUUUUCUUCCGCGCAUACGGUGCUUGGACUGCCCCGGCAAGCUGUACAAUGCAGGACCAGAGCAGACAGUCAGCAAUUUCGAGUUGCACCUCAAGAAUCGUCAACACCUCAACAACCUGGGGAAACGAAGAGGAACAAGUACUUGA
Plenodomus lingam JN3 is the source of this 2481-nucleotide messenger RNA. RefSeq lists its product as uncharacterized. NCBI's taxonomy places the organism in Eukaryota, Fungi, Ascomycota, Dothideomycetes, Pleosporales, Leptosphaeriaceae. Gene Ontology annotation, biological process: chromatin remodeling; positive regulation of pseudohyphal growth by positive regulation of transcription from RNA polymerase II promoter. Gene Ontology annotation, cellular component: SWI/SNF complex; nuclear chromosome; nucleus. The record is from RefSeq and is a predicted model, not a curated record. Gene Ontology annotation, molecular function: transcription coregulator activity.